Messenger RNA from Blepharisma stoltei, 1452 nucleotides. NCBI's taxonomy places the organism in Eukaryota, Ciliophora, Heterotrichea, Heterotrichida, Blepharismidae. The record is from the annotation of a GenBank genome assembly.
AUGAACAAUCCACCUAAUUUUCAGCUUGCCCCAGCAACAUCUCCAUCAUUAUCACGGCUUGUCUCUGAUAGCAAUUUUUUUGCUGUUUCCGGCACAAGAUCUCCUCAGCCUUUCCAAAACCCUAUGAGCACACCAUCAGGUCUCCCAUCAGGAUAUGGAGGUAAUCAAUACUUGAACUAUCCCAAGCCAGGGAUAACUCAAAGCUCAUUUUUUACAAAUCCUCCUCAGUUAUCAUCUCUUUCUAUGCCUCAGACAUCUCUUUACACUAAUCCUAUGCCUACAACUUCACUUACAGCUCCUUCUACAAUGUAUCCUCAAUGAAGUAUGGCUCCUCCAACUUCAUCUCAGCCACCCCAGCCAAGGACCAAUUUUGAAGACUCUGGGUAUUGAAGGCACAAAAAAGUAGAAACACUAUCAGAAGGCUACAAAAAAGCAAUUUAUGAAAUACAACAGGAUAUUGAUGGAAAUGAUAUAUCUCUUAGUCCCUCAGCUCAAAGCUUGGCAUUGUUGAAAUAUUUAUUUUAUAAUAAUUUUUAUUUUUUAAAUUGCAGACAAAAUUUUUACAUAGUCAUGCAAAAAAGUUAGAAAAUUCUGAAUCUACACUAGAAAAACUGUCUGAACAGCAAAUAAGGGUAAAAGAUAAAACUAAUCAGUUGUUUAGUUACUCUAAAAAGGUGAUUUCUCGACAAAGAAGAUGCCAAAAUGCUCUUGAUAUAUUAAAAACCUUUGAAAAUAACAUAUAGACCUGGACUUCUUUUCUAUCGCUCUGGGCUAUAAAGGCACUUCCAAUUGGUAGAAUCGGCUUUGGCAACUAAUAUUGCCCAAUCACUCGGCCAGUUAGCAAACCUUUUAUAGCUCAGAUUAAUCCAAAAGAAACCCUAGGCUAUAGCGAAAUACGUGAGAGAAUUUAUCAAGAUAACUGAGCAAUGCAACCAAGCUGAUGCAUUUCACAAAAUUCAAGCUCCAGCAGCUUUUUUAUCAGAUAUCUUAAAUAGCUGUGAAACUCAAAUAAAAGAAAUGGAAAGGAAUAUAAACGACAUGGAAGAAAUCAUUAAAUUAGAAACAAGCAGGCCUCAAUUUUCAUUGCUUGUUCAAACUAUCAGUCUAAUGAUGGAUAAAUUUAAAAUAGUUGGGAGCAUCUCUGCAGAUCUUCAUAAUAGAGUUUUGGAGUUCCAGUAUAAAGCUUCAGAAAUGGUAAAGGAUAAUUUUCAUCAAGAGUUGCCAUUAAAUUUGAAUGAAAUUAAAGAUGAGACGGAAUUAUUGGCAUUUAAAGCAGAAGAAAGCAUUUUUUCAGGUAUUCAGCAAAGUGAGAGCAAGAGGGGGUCGUUUACAGCUAAUAAAGAAAAUGAUUUUAAUAGGUAUCAGCCAGUUAAGCAGCCGUAUUCGAUAUUAAAAGAAACUAUUGUGGGAAAAACUGGCAUUCUGCAAUCCCCAACGCCAAGGAAGUUGUAA